AUGAUUAAUGAAUUAUAUCUUUUCAGAAAGUUUUGCACCAUUGAUGAAAUUCAAGGAAAAUCUACAGUAAUUAUAUAUACACUUUGCGGGAAUUCAUUGGGGCUUGAAUUCAAAACUAUUUAUGAAAAUGGAAAUGACAAAGAUAUUUUGGAAUGUGACGAUGGAGAUGAAGUAGUUACUGGAUUUAAUAUAUCAAUAAAGGAUAACAGAAUGAUACCGUGUAAAACUGGCGAAUCAUCUUGUAAGAGUGAAAAGAAUGGAUCAUCAAUUAUAAUUUGCACAGACAAGAGAUUACCUGAAUUAAGAAGUGUUGAAACUAAAAGUCAGAUUGUGAAGAAUGGUAAGGUCGAUUUUGGAGAUAAUAAACAAACACUUUCUGGAUUUUCUGCUUGUAUCGAUGAAAAGUCAAAAGUAGAAAAAUGCCAGCCGUUUGCUAAAGGGUGUAAAUUAAUCACAAAGGAUAAUUGUAUGUCAUCGUUCGGCUGGGGAAUUUUUAUUAACUAA
Messenger RNA from Theileria parva strain Muguga, 504 nucleotides. RefSeq lists its product as uncharacterized. Lineage: Eukaryota; Apicomplexa; Aconoidasida; Piroplasmida; Theileriidae. The record is from RefSeq and is a predicted model, not a curated record. The transcript is spliced from 4 exons. Bases 1 to 504 code for a protein of 167 amino acids.